Molecule: messenger RNA, 702 nt
Organism: Tetrahymena thermophila SB210
Lineage: Eukaryota; Ciliophora; Oligohymenophorea; Hymenostomatida; Tetrahymenidae
Product: quinoid dihydropteridine reductase, putative
Exons: 5
Biological process (GO): tetrahydrobiopterin biosynthetic process; L-phenylalanine catabolic process
Cellular component (GO): cytoplasm
Molecular function (GO): NADPH binding; 6,7-dihydropteridine reductase activity; NADH binding
Source: RefSeq, a predicted model, not a curated record
AUGGCUUCAUAAAGAACAUUAUUAGUUAUAGGAGGUUGUGGAAAUUUAGGUCGCUCUGUUAUUAGCAAAUUUAAGAGUAACUGGAACAUAGCUAGCAUUGGUCUUAAUAUUAAUAAUGAAUCAAAUAAAAAUAUUAUCCUACCUCAAAAUUAAUCAGCAUCUUAGUAUGUCAGUGAAGUCAAAUAGUAAUUGAAAAGCUUCAGUCCUUCCUACGAUGCUAUAAUUUGCGUAGCAGGUGGAUGGAAUGGAGGGUCAAUUAAAGACUCUAACGUUUUUGAAACUUAUCAUAAGAUGCACUCAGUUAAUGUUAUUCCUUCCAUUUUAGCUGCUCAUCUUUCAACUCAUUUUUUGAGGAAAAAUGGUCUUCUUGUUUUUACUGGUGCUGGCGGCAUCAUAAAUAAUCCUUGCCAUGACAUGAUUGGAUAUGGUCUUUCUAAAGUUGCUGUUCAUUCUUUAGCUUCAACAAUGGCUGUUUCAAAAGAUAUGCCAGAAGGUUCUACUGUAGUAACAAUUUUACCAAAGGUUAUUGAUACUCCUUAAAAUAGAGAAGCUAUGCCUGAUUCAGAUUUUAGCACAUGGGCAAAGCCAGAAUAAAUUUCAGGACUUUUAAAAAUGUGGGCUGAGGGCAACAAUCUUCCUAAAACAGGAUCAUUUGCUAUGCUCAAUGUGUAAAAUGGUAGUGUAGUUCCUGAAUUUAUUUGA